AUGGCAGCUGCUUCUUCGCAUUUCUGUGUAGAUAAUAAAAUCAAGACUCCAUGCCACGAACUCACCAGAAUCUGUCGAUUCUGUCACGUGCAAUCACACUCAUUCAAUCGAAUUGGAAUUGAAGGUAUUUUUUGCAGAACAAGGAGAGCAGUAUUGAGAAGUAACCAUAGCAACAAAAUCGAAGCGGUAUUUGAUAAGAAGAAAGAGAAAGAGAAGCGAAAUCGUGAUGGAGAAGGGAAGAAUUUUAGUUGCAUUAUGAAAUUUGGAGGAUCAUCGGUGGCGUCAGCGGAGAGAAUGAGAGAAAUUGCUGAUUUGAUUCUCAGUUUCCCUGAAGAAAGGCCUAUUGUUGUCCUCUCUGCUAUGGGCAAAACUACUAACAAGCUUUUGCUGGUUGACUUGUGGUGCGUUCAGGCGGGAGAGAAAGCUGUGAGUUGCGGUGUUUCUAAUGCAUCAGAAAUUGAGGAGCUGAAGUGUAUUUUGGUUGCGCUUUUUCCGACAGUUCACUUAGAAGAACUGGAGCAACUUCUGAAGGGCAUAGCUAUGAUGAAAGAAUUGACUCCCCGAACAACAGACUAUCUAGUUUCAUUUGGAGAGUGCAUGUCUACAAGAAUCUUUGCAGCUUAUCUCAAUAAAAUUGGUGUCAAAGCACACCAAUAUGAUGCAUUUGAUAUUGGCUUCAUUACAACGGAUGACUUCACAAAUGCAGACAUCUUGGAAGCAACUUAUCCUGCUGUUGCCAGGACAGUACAUGCCAACUGGAUUGACGAUACUGCAAUUCCUAUUGUAACUGGCUUCCUUGGGAAGGGCUGGAAAACUGGUGCAAUUACUACCUUGGGUAGGGGUGGCAGUGAUUUGACAGCAACAACCAUUGGUAAAGCAUUAGGCUUACAAGAGAUCCAGGUGUGGAAGGAUGUUGAUGGUGUCUUGACCUGUGAUCCUACUAUUUAUCCACAUGCAGAGCCUGUGCCUUACUUGACAUUUGAAGAAGCUGCCGAGCUUGCUUACUUUGGUGCUCAGGAUGUUUACUUCUUUAGCAUGGGGCCAACUGGAUCUAACCGCACUUUUCAUGAAGUUCUACAUCCACAGUCCAUGAGACCAGCUAGAGAGGGAGAUAUUCCAGUCAGGGUUAAGAAUUCCUAUAACCCUAAGGCUCCAGGUACCCUCAUUAGCAAAGCAAGAGAUAAGAGUAAGGCAGUAUUGACCAGCAUAGUUUUGAAGCGGAAUGUCACCAUGUUGGAUAUAGUUAGUACCCGUAUGCUUGGUCAAUUUGGGUUCCUUGCAAAGGAACUUGACAAUGUAGUGCAAGAGCUUGAAAAAGUUGCCAUUGUAAAUCUCCUGCAGCAAAGAUCGAUCAUCUCUCUCAUUGGAAAUAUUCAGCAUUCUUCAUUAAUAUUAGAAAAGGUGAACAUCUCUUUGAUAGUAAACGAUAGUGAAGCUGAAAAAUGUAUUAAGGCCCUUCAUCAGUCCUUCUUUGAGAGCGGUGAUCUGCUCGAGUUGAUGCCAUACUGCAGGUUUGGAAAUGGCUCUCCUUCCCCAUUGCAAGGAUUCAUAGCUGAAAGAUGCUUUGAAGUUCUAUCCUCCAUCAAAUCAACCAUUUGGUCUGCACUUCGUGAAUUUCCCUCGGCUUCUAUAUUCAGGGAUCGUGGCUGCAUCCUGUUUAUCUCCUCUCUAGUGUAG
Messenger RNA from Dovyalis caffra, 1677 nucleotides. The record is from the annotation of a GenBank genome assembly. Lineage: Eukaryota; Viridiplantae; Streptophyta; Magnoliopsida; Malpighiales; Salicaceae.